Molecule: messenger RNA, 1447 nt
Organism: Drosophila ananassae
Lineage: Eukaryota; Metazoa; Arthropoda; Insecta; Diptera; Drosophilidae
Gene: jet
Product: F-box/LRR-repeat protein 15
Exons: 2
Coding region: 134-1081 (315 amino acids)
Biological process (GO): SCF-dependent proteasomal ubiquitin-dependent protein catabolic process
Cellular component (GO): SCF ubiquitin ligase complex
Source: RefSeq, a predicted model, not a curated record
GUUUACUGUUUUACAACACUACUGUCAGCUGUUCGCCUGCAAGGUAAACAAUAAAUUGCGUCUUCACCUGGCUCCUUGGAUUGGGUCGCUGGUGCCCAGAUCACGUAAUCGAAGUGGAGACGGGGACGGAAACAUGUGUACCCUGCACCCUGAGGAGGAGGCCCACCUGGCGGCGAUGGCUCUUUCACCCAGUCCGAGAACGCUAGACUCCUCUCGACCUUCAACUCCCACUCCCUGUUCACUGUUUGAUGUUUGUUGGGAUGAUGUUCUUAUUCCACAAGUUGCCGUCUACCUGACGCUAAAAGACUUGUUUAAUUUGCGAUGCUGCUCACGAACUGCAAAGAAGUUCGCAGAGGCAGCGAUGGAAAAGCGGCAAGAACUGCACCUCUCUGGAAACAACUCAAGCAAUAUUGAAGAUGGCUUUCGCGUGUUGGCCCGUUGUUGCCGUCGCCUGGAGGUGCUGCAUUUGGCCUGCUGUCGCUGGCUAACGGACGAUUUGCUUCUUCCACUUCUGGCCAAUAACAAACAGCGUCUGGUGGCCGUGAACCUCAACGAGUGCAUCAACAUUACGGCCCUUUCCCUGCAACCGAUAAUCGUAGAAUGCAAGGAGCUGCGGGUAUUGAAACUGUCCAAGUGUCAAUGGCUCACUACUGGAGCGGUGGACGCUCUGACCCUGCACCAGAGCAAGCUGGUGGAGUUCGAUAUUUCGUAUUGCGGAGCAAUUGGCGAGCGUUGCCUAAUCAUAUUUUUCAGGAGGCUCAACAAUCUUACCGUCCUGUCACUGGCUAAUACUCCUAGUGUUACCGACCAAGUGCUCAUCCAGAUAGGCAACUACUGCCGGGAACUAGAACAUAUAAAUCUGAUUGGCUGUGCCGCCAUCUCCGACUAUGGAGUGCAUGCUCUGACAGUCCACUGUCCGCGUAUCCGGACUCUGCUCAUCCGGCGUUGCCCUCGGGUAACAGAGCGAUCGUUGGCUCCGCUGCGGCAGCGGUGUCUUUUUAUUGACCGGCCGCUCCUUGAGGGGGCACACAACGCCUACAGCCUGAACGACUUCUAUCCCAGCAGUUUUCUCGUUUACUAGCCCCAAAUCCAUUUUUUUCCUUUAGCGCCCUAACCCAGAGUUGCCCACUUCUGCAGUCGCUGAUGGUGCAGCGUUGCCCGCAGGUCACCGAACGAGUGCUGGCCCCUUUGCGGGGACGCGUCCAUAUAGAUAGGCCAGGAAUGAGUUACAACCUACCAGCCAUGCAGCAUCAUCGACUUUUUCUGCAAGUGUAAGAACUUCCCAACCCGCCAUAACCGGUAUUCGAGGAGGCUAUCGGAGGAGGCUUUAACCCAAGGGAUUCGCUGUAAAUACAUGCUUCUGCAUGGGACGCUUUAAUUUAGCUUUAGGCUUACUCUUACAGUGUAACAUUAAUUAAGGCUGUACAUUAAACAUAUUUACUAUUUA